UAUAAAAAUCGUUUCACCAAAGGAGGACAAAUUUCUUUUUUAUAAUCGGAAAGGUUUCUUCAGCAUCAAUGCCAUGAUUAUUUGUGACAAUGAAAUGCGAAUCAGGUACGUCAAUGCACAAUACCCAGGAUGUAAUCACGAUUCUCACAUAUGGAAUGUGAGUAGUGCAAGGUCCUUUUGUGAGAGGAAAUAUUUAGAAGGCGAGAGGAAUUGCUUAUUAUUAGGUGACGCCGGAUAUGCAUUGGAGCCAUGGUUAAUGACUCCGUUUCGUUCACCACAAUUAGGUAGCCCAGAAAGUGUAUACAACAAAGCACACUCAAAAGCAAGGAAUAUAGUAGAAAGAACUAUUGGAGUUUUGAAAAAUCGUUUCUGAUGUAUUUUAGGAGCUCGUGAACUCCACUACGAACCCUCAAAAGUAAGCCAAGUCGAGAACGUGGCAGCGGCUUUACACAACAUUUGCUUGCACUACCGCGUUAUAAAUGAUGUAUCAGAACAUGUUCCAGAACCAUUGUCCCUCAGCGAAGCCCCUGAAACAGCAGCCACUAGCACUAAUGAAGCCGCAUCACAGAUUAGGCAAUCCAUUUUGAUGACACUUUUAUAAUAAAUACUGAUAUUCAUCUAAUUAGCAAAAUAAAAUAAAAACUAUUUGAAAUUCAUUUUAUUUCCUUUAUUUAGUUAUUUUAUUCACACUUAGUUUUUUUUAUUUUUAUCUAACAAAUACAGUUUUCUUAGCUCUAUUUCUAACAUUUCUUGCUUUAUUCUAUUUUUUUCAGCAACCAAGUUUAAGUACGCAAGGUUAUGUCGUCGCAUUUCAGCAAGUUCAGACUUUUUUAGUUCGUACGUCUUAUCUGUUAAUCGACACAAUCGGCGGACACUUGAUGCAAUAUCCUCCAACUUCUCUUCCUGACGUUUAAAACGCUCUUUGCUUUCUCCAAAAAAUUCAUAUUGCAUCUGUACUUGCUCUCUCAGUACGUUUAAUGUUUCCGAGUCCGUUCGUUUUUGUGGAGUGGAAGUACGUAGUGGCAGUGAUGAACCACAAGCUUCCGACACCAUGGACACAUCAGCAUCGGUUUCGGGGCCUUUUUCCUGAGGAUCUUCAGGUAGUCCGACACUAACUGUGUUUUUGCAGCCUGAGGUGCAGACUUCUAACGCUGCUAGCU
This is a messenger RNA of Rhagoletis zephyria (snowberry fruit fly), 1160 nucleotides long. Its product is annotated as putative nuclease HARBI1. The record is from RefSeq and is a predicted model, not a curated record. NCBI's taxonomy places the organism in Eukaryota, Metazoa, Arthropoda, Insecta, Diptera, Tephritidae.